Messenger RNA from Gadus macrocephalus (Pacific cod), 4304 nucleotides. Its product is annotated as serine protease 23-like. Gene Ontology annotation, molecular function: serine-type endopeptidase activity. Gene Ontology annotation, biological process: proteolysis. NCBI's taxonomy places the organism in Eukaryota, Metazoa, Chordata, Actinopteri, Gadiformes, Gadidae. Bases 274 to 1497 code for a protein of 407 amino acids. The transcript has 2 exons. The record is from RefSeq and is a predicted model, not a curated record.
AGAGGAAUGAAUGCACCACCUACAAUGAACCCACAGCGGCGACCGGCCACACCGUCACAGCACGGCGAGCAUUUUUUAACGGGAACCGACUGGAAUUAACUCCUCAGAGACGGAGGAAUACAUAUUUAAAAAGUAUGCGUACCGCUUGUUAUAACACAUAACCGCCUUCAUUCACGUCCGAGGGUCGUUUUCCUCCGAUUCGUGGGUGAUAAAAACAACUUUGCAACUUUUUUUCUCGACCGUCUGUCAGCGAUUCACCUGCGGACGAAAACCAUGCGCCCGAGGGGAGAGCUCUCGCGGUCUGCCCUCCCUCUCCUCUUCCUCCCCCUCCUCUUCCUCCCAGCCGCGGUCCAGUCCGCCCGCCAGCAGUGGCACCUCCAGCGGGUCCCGGUGGUCCUGCCCCUGCAGACGGACGCCCGCCCCGACCCCAGCUUCCUGUCGCCCGCCCACCUGGAGGUCACCUCCCCCUGCGACCCAGAGUGCCACCGGGCGGCGCCCCGGCCGAGCUACUGGGACCUGCGGGAGCUGCUGGCCUUCGAGACGCUGCACAGCAACGGCCACCUCACCGAGACCGCCGUCGGCAUCUACGGUUACGACCCCCGCGCCGACACCAGCCCGGCGUACCUCGUCGCGGACGCCGCCGCCGCCCCGACGAAGACCCCCAAGGCGCCGGUGCGGAGGAGGCGGCAGAUCUUCGGCCAUGACGGGCGCUUCAGCAUCGCGGGGCGGGACCACCUGCUGCAGUACCCCUUCUCCGUGGCGGUGAAGCUCUCCACCGGCUGCUCCGGCACCCUGGUGGGCGAGCGCCACGUGCUGACCGCCGCCCACUGCGUCCACGACGGGAAGAACUACGUCAAGGGCGCCCAGAAGCUCCGCGUGGGCUUCCUGCGGCCCAGCCAACGAGACUCCUCCCCUUCCUCCUCCUCCAACUCCACCAAUCACGCCGAGGCGGCCCUGGGCUCCGCCUACUACUCGCCGCCGUCCAACCACAAGAUGCGCUUCCAGUGGAUCCGCGCCAAGCGCACGCACGUGCCCAAGGGCUGGGUGAAGGGCAACGCCAACGACAUCGGCAUGGACUACGACUACGCGCUGCUGGAGCUCAAGAAGCCCCACAAGCGGCGCCACAUGCGGCUGGGCGUGAGCCCGCCCGCCCAGCGGCUGCCCGGCCGCCGGGUGCAGUUCUCGGGCUUCGACAACGACCGGCGCGGCCAGCUGGUGUACCGCUUCUGCGCGGCGGGCGAGGAGACGGCCGACCUGCUGUACCAGCACUGCGACGCGCAGCCCGGCGCCAGCGGCUCGGGCGUGUACGCGCGCAUGUGGGACCGGCGGCGGCGGCGCUGGGAGCGGAAGGUGAUCGGCGUGUUCUCGGGACACCAGUGGGUGGAGCAGGACGGCGCCACCAAGGAGUUCAACGUGGCCGUGAGGCUCACGCCGCUCAAGUACGCCCAGAUCUGCUACUGGAUCCGCGGCAACUUUGUGGACUGCAGGGAGGGCUGAGGGGGACGGGGGGAGACCUGGGGGGAGGCGGGGGAGGAGAGAGUCUGGGGGAGGGCUGAGGGGGAGACUUUGGGGGAGAGGGGUGGACCUGUACUGGAUUAGAACCUGUUGGAGUGGACCACACACACACACACACACACACACACACACACACACACACACACACACACACACACACACGACUGACGCACACGCCCGACACACACACACACGACUGACGCACACGCCUGACACACACACACACACGAGAUGAGAGGUGAAGAGCCGGGGACGAUGAGGUCAUGCUUGCUUAAAGGUUCCAGGUGCGAGGAGGCGAUGACAUCAGAGUGACAUCAUGAUGACAUCAUGACGGUGCAGGGCUACCCUGCGCAGGACAUUGAGGAAGACGAGCAGAGCAUCAUGGUUUCACUUUAUACGCUUUAUUCUAAUUAUACUAAGAUUGCACUGUUUCUAAGCCUUAUGGGCAGGUUUCUUCUGUAAACCACUUGUGUUUUAUGUGAAUGAAUGUAGUUUGCUAUUGCCAAAGUGAUACUUGUUGCUUUAAAAAAUGCUAACUAGUACUCUUGAUCCACACAAAGUGUGGAUUUUACUAUUGACGUAUGCUGCCACCUAGUGGAGAUACAGUACAUUGCACUUGUCCGUCACAGUCAACAGCACCAUUUCUUCCUUUUGAGAAUUUCAAUGUUUCAAAAACCGCAACUCUAGAGUUAACGCAUAGACGUGUUUUGCGCUGUAAAAUGUCACUUAAGCCAAUAUAAUCAUCUAUGCUUUAAUCGUUGAAACAGUUAGACUCCAUUGAGAAAUAAAAAAGGUAAAUAAAUUAAAACAUAAGAAAAAAACAUGUUGAUUUAACACCUUUCUUUUAUUGUCUCAGAUGCCAAAUUAAAAGCGGUAUUAAUGUUUCCAGGCAGGCUACGUUGGUGGGGGAGUGUGGUACAAACUGAAAUAAGGAAGGACCUUCCUACCCAAGAACAUCCAACACGAAGCCGCAAUGCAUCCUGGGAUAUGGCACACACAUCAAUUUAACAUCCUUUGGUUAACCUCUACACAUUCAAAUAGCCAACAGCGUUUCUCAGCCAAACCAAAAAUACAGGAUGCGGUCCAGAAGAAACACCGAGAAAAAUACAACCAAAUGGCUCCCGCGAGGGCCCUGCUUCAAAAGAGGUGAAACCAGUCAUCCUCUUUCACUGGAAGCCGAGCCCUGGCUUCCACUUGCCAAUCAGGGCGCACAACACAGGAGUAGACAAUAAAACACUGGGACCAUAUGGGCAGAGCCGACAGAUACACCUUCGGUCUCCGUAACACAGCACGCCAGUUGAACAGCCCCACUGAACCGCCAUGUUUGAUACAUUCAACGAGAGAGAGAGCGAGAGAGAGAGAGACUAAUUUCAUUACUCACUCGGUGUGACUGAGACACAGUCAUCUAUGGCACAACAGUCAUCCUCGAGGUUCCCUACGCAUGCAUCACAGGUCAAUACAUGACACACACAAACGCCUGACUGCACCAGAGCGAAGGAAUGACCGGAACACUUUCCACAGGCAGCGAUGUGGUCGCUUUCGAUGUUGAAGUUCCUCCUGAAAGAGGAUUGUACUUUGGUUUCAUCCAACGUGGGCUGCAUACUGAGCUGUAUAAUUUAUACUGAGAUGUAGGUGGUGAGCUGAACGCCAGCGGGCAGGGAAUCCCCCACCACAGAGAGUGGUGGCACAAUGACGAUGUCACUGCCGAGACGCAGGAAACACACCGGUUAAAAGAUCGAGAGAGAUCAGAGCGUAAGAAGUAACAAAACAGAGAAUCUGUGUCAUGCCUCAGAGUGGCCCCUGCUGGCUAACACCGUUCUGGUAAAGGGAGAGGAUAACACAAACGGCCGUAGAGAAAACCACGACAAAAAUGAAACUAUUUCACUUAGUUUCAGCCAUCAAUCGCCACUUUCUGCUGGGCUACUUUCCAACGUGAUCCCCAGGAAGUCCGUGCCACACAUGACCAAUAGCCAUCUGCCUGUGUUGUGUCGCCCAUGUAUGGUGUGGGCAGACCGACCUAUCACGUAGCGAUGGACAUCUGGCGAUGCCCGGUGUCCACGGGAAAGACAGCUUACUUAACCGCUCGUUCUUUCCUCCGUAUUCUAGCAACGACCAAAGAAUAACAACAACUAAACAUGCCAGGCUUGGUCGCAUGAUGAGACAGGCGUGUUAGACGUGUUAGGUGCCAGGAUGCGGUGAGACAGGAUGCCCCAGCUGCCUUGCGGUACAGACUCAAAGAACGAAACCUGUCGCGGUCUGACCUCAGAGUGCACGAGCGUGAGAAGGGGUGCCUUCGCGUGCACAGACGUACACAAAAGGCACAGGAAAGCCCUCGGCUUCACACUCAAACGCUUUCCAACUCCUGACCCAUUCGGACUCGGCUCCGUCUUUACAGAGCACCAAAUUCAUUCAGAUGCUUCGACCCGAUUAAAAAAAAAAAAAAACUUUCGUAACACAAGAGUUCUCCCCGAACGGCUCAAUCUAAACCGAACCGAGGAAUCGAUCCCCGCAGUCAAUCUAAACUCAAACCAGCCAACCGGGAGCACACGGGCCGGGCGUUGCAGGCCGACGCCCCCCAUGGCAGCGGGGUUCAUCUUUGGCAGGAAGCCGUCCCCGUCCCGUCCCCCCCUCGUGAGAUCAAACCUGGCGAUCCUGUGCUGCCGGCAUGCGGAAAAAGAAACGUAACACAACAUGCGACAGACGUCCUCGUCGGGGUCUCUGUAACGCCUGGAGCGAUGGGGCGGGGGGGGGGGGGGGGACAGUAUACAAAAUAAAAAAUACUCUUUAAA